GAGAGGAUCACGGUUUUUUAGAGUUAGUUAUCAAUCAUUCCCAAUCCCCAUCUCCAACGGCUAGUGAAAAAUCACUUUGUUUCUUCAAAUUUUACUUUCAAAGAUUCGUUCUCAGAAGAACCAAGAUCAAGAUUCAACGAUUUCCUUCUCUUUGUCCAUUUGUCGAAAACCUCACGGAUCAAACCCAGCUCUGGAAAUUAGAUGGGGACAGUAUAUGAAGAGUUGGAUGAAGCUAAAGCGGAGAUUGAAAAGCUCAGGGAGGAUUACCGGGCUAAAUUACAACUUUCUGAGAGCUUGAAGAGAGCUCACAACGAGCAACUCAGCAAGUUUCAGGACGCUAAUUUGAAAAUAGAAAAGCUUUCUGAGGAAUUAGUUGAGAAGGCUGAAGAAAUCUGCGUUGCAAAGCAAAUGUAUGAAGAGCUAAAGGUAACCUUGAAAGAUAAAGAGGCUGCCAUCAAGCACCUGACUUCGGCCUGUGAUAAGCUUCGAACCGAUUGCAAAGAGAAACUUCAAACAUUUGAGGAAGAGAGUAAGGGGUUGGCAUUGGCUUUAGAUGAAGCAAAUGCAAAGAAUCUGGAUCAAGAGCAACAGAUCAGAUUGUUGAAAGAAGAAGUUGAAGGGCUUAGGGGAAUUGUGUCUGCUUCUCGAGUUAAGGAUUCAGCAGGAGGUGGAAAGACUAGAGCAUCCCAAGAGUUGAAACGGAGAGAAGUUGAUGUGAUGCUUAAGUUAGAAGAGGACAAGACUAAGUAUGAAAAUCAGCUCAAAUGGAAGAAGGAACAGUUUGCCCAUUUGGAAGAAGCUCAUCAGAAGCUUAAGCAUCAGUUUCAAGUCAGUGAGAAAGAGUGGGAGAGGGAGAAAGCUUCAUUGUUUGAUGAAAUCUCUAGGUUGCAGACAAACUUAGAGUCUCAAACUAGAAUUUCUGAAUCCCUUCAAAACCGCCUGCAACUGUGCAACCAGGCUCUUGCCCAUGAAGAGACGAAGAGGAAACGGGUGGAAAUUGAGCUUUCUGAAUUGAAGACUCAUUUUGACAAUGUUUUUGUUGAAUAUGAGGAGGCAAAGUCCACUGUUGAAAGCUUAACAGAUCAAAGGGAUAAAGACAUUGCCAGCUUGAGAAACACUUUGUGUACAAAAGAGAGCCUUUAUAAGGAAAUGGAAUAUCAGGCUAGGGUUCUGAAACAAGAAAACCAGGAAUUGAUGGCAUCCCUUAAAGAACUCCAGGAAGCACAGAUUCAGGAAGGAGGAGGAAGUUUUUCUUCCUUAACAAAGCUUCGGAACAAGCUCAAAGGUCUGGAACAGGUGCAUCGAGACUGUUCUGCAAGACUCAAGUCUAAGGAAGCAGAAUGGAAUUCCGAACUGGAUGUUUUGAGGGAGAAGCUCAAAUGUUGCUGUUCUGAGUUGGAUAGCAAGAGUGCAUUGGUAGAUCAGCUCAAAAUGGAGGCAGAAGCUCACGAUUGCCUUAUAAUGCAGCAAGCUUCGCAAAAGGAAGAAUCUGCUGUGAUGAUAUUGGUAUUGAAGUCAGUAUGUUUGGAGGCCAAGAUGAAGCUUGAUGAUGUUUAUGCUGAUUUAGACAAAAAAAAUAAGGAACUUGAGAAGUGCCUUUCUCAGUUAAGAUAUCUUCAAAAGGUUCACAAAGGCUGCUCAGACAGACUCAAGUUAAAAGAGGCUGAGUGGAAAGAUGAACUAGAGAGUUGGGUGGAGAAGCUGAAGAACUGCAUGUCUGAACUAGAGAGCAAGAAGAUGAUUAUAGAUCAGCAACAAAUGGAGGCAAAAGGUCAUAAUUCUUUGGUAGAAAACCUAUCAUCACGUGAUGAAGAAACUUGUGAUUCUCUGCUCGAUCAGCUUGCACUGCGUGAUGAAGAAGCUGCUUUGAUCUUACUGGUGUUAAAGUUGGAAUUUACUGAGGCCCACAAAAAGCUUGCUGUUAUGUGUGCUGACUUGGAAGAGAAAAACAAAGUGACUGAUGAAAGGAUUUCUCAACUGCUGACACAAUUGGAGAUGAAAAACACUGCUCUGGUGAAAGCCCAACUAGAUGCUGAAGAAGAGCGCCAGAAGUUUUCCCAAUUGGCAUUGAAAGCUGAAUCUGUGAACUUUGUGGAAGAACAACAAGUUAUGCAACAUCAAGAGAUUGACAAGCUAGAAAGGAUGCUGAGGAAAUCGCAUGAAAGUCAGUCUGAACUAAAGCAGCAGUUGAUAAGAGUGAAAUUUGAAUUGAAAGAAGUUCAGAAGGCCUUGAAUGUGGCUGAUGAAGAGCUGGAAGAGCAAAUAUGCCGAAGAAUUGAAUCUGAAUUUGGUGUGCAUUUAUGGAGAUCUGCAGUUGAACAGUUAAAAAUGAACCUUCAAGAAAAUCAUAGGGUCGUAGAAGUUUCUCUUCAAGCAGAAUUGAGGAGCUUGAAAAGCGACUUGAAGAAGGCUCGUAGGACACUGGCUAAAGCAAAUGAAGAAUUGGAUGAAAGAUUUUGUGAAGUAAACAAAGCUGAUUUUGAGUUACAACUGUGGAAGUCCAUUGCUGAACACCUGAAAGUCGCCCUUGAAGAAAAUCACCAAAUGCGCAGGCAAGUGGAGGCUUCUCUUCUUGCAGAAGUGGCUCUUGAAGUCAAUCUGAAUCAAGAAAAAGAAGGCCUCUUGAAUCAGCUUGAGGAGAAAAACAAUAUCAUAAAUGGACUGCAUGAGCAAAUCAUUCAAUUGAAUCAGGAACUUGAUUCGCACGAUAAGGAGAGCCUCCACCAUCUUGUGGAAGAGAGAGAACAGAGAAUAGAAAAUCUGCAGCAGCUUGUGAAGUCACUGGAACAAGAGUUUGAGAGUUCUACAACAUCUUUUUCCUCUAGACUAUCUGGAAUGCAAUCAGAGAUGAAUAUCUUUAGAGAAGCAUGGCAGAAGAUCACAACAUCCGUGUUUUUGAAGGAGGUAACAAUCGAGGAGAAAAACUUGAUCAUUCAGGAGUUGGAAAAUGAGUUGCUUGAUCUGAAAGAGCUUCUACGACAAGCAAAGACAUCAGAUAUUGUCAUUCAGAAGCUUCGGGAUGAAAAUAGCAAGAUGGCUGAAGAUGUAACGAAAUUAUCGUCAGAGCGGGAUUGUUUGCUGGACACUCUAAACAGGCUAUCUGACAGAAUGAACAAGUUGUCAAUGGAUGAUGUGCAGCUAAUGGAAAGCUUGAGAAGUAUAGUGCAAACUUUCGAUUCAAAUGAGUUCAGAACAACUGAUGCAUUGAAGGAGAACAGCAACAGCAACCUGUAUUCAUCUCCUAAAGGCAAGAAGAAGGCUGAAGCAGCAAUCAUUGACGAACGAUUGCCGUUUAGAGCUCUCAAUAGCUAGUUGAGCCGUCUUGAUUUUAUGCAUGCAAUUGAUAUUUAUAGUUGUACGCAAUAAUCACCAUUUUAGCUUUGCUGUGUACCAUCAUACCGCUUUGGCUUUUCAUUUAAAUCAGAGCAGGUAUGCUUAAAUUUAGUUCAAAAUUAUCUAACUUUGAACAGCAGUCAGGUUCUUUUAUUCAAUCUGAAUUAACCACCAAUUAUUCCAGAUUUUCUUUACUCAAGAGUCACUUUUUUCACCUGUGUUACUUCUGACUAAUAAUAAUAAGAGUCUAAAAGGUACUACCAGGAUUCUAUUAAUACAUACAACUUUGUCCAUGAGUAACAUUUUUCAAGGUAUAAACUGUCUACUUUAAGUUUCAACCCACAAAUCCGCCUUAAUUUCCAAUAAUCGAAAGAUUAUUUUGUCUUCUUUCUGCCAUUUGAACUGGAUACUUGGGAGAAGUCGGAGAGUCCCUGUCUCAAAGCCUCAAGUGUUACUCCAUCAUAAACUAAAACACUUGUAACGCCCAUUUUUGAGACCUGAAAACAAUUUUAUGAUUACUUUGGUUAAUAAAUCAUGCAUCCUAGGCCACCGAGAGUAAAACAUUGCUUUAGAAACAAAACUCCUACCGCUUCAAUAUUUCUAUCUUCAUCAUCAAAGAACAGCAUUGACUCAAAGGGUAUUCCAGUCUUCUUGUGAAUUUUCUGAAAAUGCUGUGUCUUGUGUGUCCAGCUCGAGAAUAUCUCCUGGUACCACCAUGACCAUAAGAAUUAAUCAUCCCAAAAAUAAAUGUGAAAAGCUUGGAGAUGGAAUCAGCAAUUUUAUCGUUGUGCAGAUAAUUCAAAUUGCAUUAUGACAUGGAACACAUAGAAAGUAGACUAUAUUCUGUUUGCUUCAUCUCACAUCGCAGUUUCAAUUAUUCUAUUCAAGCUUACCUCAGCAACAAAGAUAGACCUU
Molecule: messenger RNA, 4248 nt
Organism: Oldenlandia corymbosa var. corymbosa
Lineage: Eukaryota; Viridiplantae; Streptophyta; Magnoliopsida; Gentianales; Rubiaceae
Source: the annotation of a GenBank genome assembly